Messenger RNA from Nicotiana tabacum (common tobacco), 1104 nucleotides. The record is from RefSeq and is a predicted model, not a curated record. NCBI's taxonomy places the organism in Eukaryota, Viridiplantae, Streptophyta, Magnoliopsida, Solanales, Solanaceae.
UCUUCACUCUAUGCAACAGGACAAGUGUACAAUCAAAAUACAGCAGAGGGAAUCUCCUCUAUUUGGAUCGCCCACUUCACCUUCAAGAAUCUCCUACAACCGAACUGCUGGGCAUUGUACAUUUUACCGUAUUGUUGUUGUAAAUGGGUGAAGGAGAAGAGAAAUGGUGUGUGGUGACUGGUGGAAGAGGCUUUGCUGCUCGGCAUUUAGUGGAAAUGCUGAUUCGUUAUGAAAUCUAUCAUGUUCGCAUUGCUGAUUUGGGUCCAUCCAUUAAACUUGAGCCUGCUGAGGAAAAGGGUAUACUUGGUCAAGCCCUGCAAUCAGGCCGUGCUGUAUAUGUAUCCAUGGAUCUUCGUAACAAAUCCCGAGUCCUCAAAGCUUGUGAAGGAGCUGAGGUUGUCUUCCACAUGGCUGCUCCAGAUUCAUCAAUCAACAACCACCAGCUCCACUAUUCAGUUAAUGUGCAAGGAACCCAGAAUAUAAUUGAUGCUUGCAUUGAGCUGAAAGUGAAAAGACUUAUUUACACCAGCUCUCCCAGUGUGGUGUUUGAUGGAGUUCAUGGAAUUCUAAAUGGGGAUGAAUCACUGCCAUAUCCUGCUAAGCAUAAUGAUUUCUACUCUGCAACCAAAGCUGAAGGAGAGGCACUUAUUAUCAAGUCAAAUGGUACCAAAGGGUUGCUGACAUGCUGCAUUAGACCUAGCAGUCUUUUUGGCCCUGGUGAUAGGCUGCUCGUUCCUUCACUAGUUGCAGCUGCAAAGGCAGGAAAAUCAAAGUUCAUUAUUGGUGAUGGCAACAACAUGUAUGAUUUCACUUACGUGGAGAAUGUAGCACAUGCUCAUGUGUGUGCAGAACGAGCUCUAGCAUCAGGAGGAGCAGUUGCAGAGAAAGCUGCUGGGAAUGCAUAUUUUGUCACGAACAUGGAGCCCAUUAAGUUUUGGGAGUUUGUCUCACUUAUUCUUGAAGGUCUUGGCUAUGACAGGUAUUCUCAUUGUUUUUUUUUUUUUGCACACAGUUAUUCUUUUUACAAUCUUGUUUUCCGUUCUCCUGAAAUAUCUACCUUGAUUGUCUUAUAGUGAAAGAUAUUUCUAUAUAGAGAUGGCAAAU